CGGUGAAGAACAGUGGCGAGGCGUGGCUCGUAAACGCAACCUACAACGCGAUCGUACGCGCCGCAUCGAGAAAGGGAGCAGGAAGCGCGCACUGCCAAGACGACUGCGCGAUGCUGACUUUCUAUCAAGACCAGCGCAGCGAGCUACUGGGGAGAGGGAAAAGUCGUGGUGACCCUGCCUUCCGGAACUGCGUGCACAGUGUUGACUCCUUCCAAGGGAGCGAGGCCAGCAUCGUUCUCCUAUCCUUUGUGCGUAGCACUGACGGCCGCACUUUUCUGGACGAGCCGACACGAUUGAAUGUCGCGCUGACGCGUGCGAAGGAGCUGCUCGUCGUCUUCGCAAAUGUUCAGGCUCUUUUGGGCUGUGGAGGCGGAGACGGUGAAGUCAAGCAAGUCCUCCUUGACGCAGGAAGCCGCGGCCUGAUUGUUGACGAGGCCACGUGGCUGCAUCUAAUAGGGGAGUACGGUCAGGCGCAGCGUAUUGCUUGGCCUGCUGCAUCAGCGAAUCAUAGGACUACGAGCAACUUGCAAUCGUGGCAGUCUUCUUCGGGACGAGAGAUCUCCAACGACACAAGAUCUCGUGACCACUACAGCACCAGAGGUUCGGAUUCCAUCCUCGGCGUCAACUCCUCGAACUAUGACGGCGGGUCUCAAGUCGCGGUGUCCAGAAAGUCGGGCCCUUUGUACUGUGGGACCCGAGCAGCGGCACCAACGCCAGGGGCCCAGAGCAGAAUACCGAAUGUGUCUUCCUGGACAGCGCUGUCCCAAAAUCAGAGUUCUGUUUGGAAAGACGAUGGCCUGAACAGUGCAGCCCCGUUUGCAGUUUUGUCGAACCAGCACAGCCGAAUCCGAAACAGCGGCUCGACCAGUGGUGACGCAGUGAUGAGGACUCGAACUCACUUCAAAUCUGAAGAUACUUUGGCUUCGAAGGCUGCGGGUGUGCCUCCUGCAUCGUCGUCCAGCUCUUCUGGUACAGGCGUGCCUCCGACUUCCUCAUCGAGCGCGAACAGCUCUACCCCUACCGUUGAUGGUCUGCACGAAGGUUGUGACACGAACGUAGCAGACGGGCAAACCCGUGCAUUCUCAUGGAUGUUUUCGACAUCUACCACCACAAUUUUGCGGCCUAGGCAGCCUGCGGCGAACUUUUACGAAGGUGUGGGAACAACUGGUGAAACCACGCGUGUGGUUGUCGAUCCUCCCAGUCGAAAUACACAACGGCAGCAGGGUAUAGUCCUCAUCAAGCCUCGACCAAAAGACCGGACGCGUCCUCCUCCGAUGCCUCAGGAAGAACCGGUGCGCGCGAUAGGGGGCCACAGGAACGCUUCUAUGCUACGACCGGAAAGAGAGCCAGAGCGCUGGCGUGGACGCGAGCAACCUGCAGCAAGGGAUGACAGGAGUCAGCUGCACCGAGGACGGGAAGCGCAUGAGCCUUCCAACAGAAGCACGUCAUCGUACGCGACUACCAGCAACAGCGACCGGCUCAAUCAAUCGACGGCUCAGCUUAGAGCGCACCCAAGACACGGCACGAGAGAGCGCAGCAGACCACGGCUUGUGAGGCGGUCCGAAGUGAGAUCCCGGGACGAGGAUCGUCGACGAGGUGAGAACAAAGGCCACAAUUCGCGUCGCAACGAUUCGCGCGAUCGCAACGGGCGUAGACAUCGACGAUAGAUAAUUCGUCUGCGCGUCCUCCUUGUUCAAUUCUUUUAUCAACGACAUGGUUCUACUCGCUUACAUGAUAGAUCACCAUCUUCACAUUGUUUGAAUUUGAUUCAUAAUAGUAUGAAGAAAUACAUGGUUAAUCCAUAACUUCUGUGCGAUAUUGUCUCCACGCCAGCGCUCUGGCUCUCUUGAAAAAAAAAAAUAUUGUUUCUUAGGUGGUAACUGCGACAGGGACACACACAUGAAAUGGUUUCAGUUUCAGAUUGAUUCAAGUCAGCUAGAGCGAUAUGGCAAUCAUGUUAGCUAACAUCAACGAAAACGAUUCGUCAUCUUCUAGAGCAAAUUAUUCAUAAUUUAUUAUAACAAGUACUACGAUUAUCAAGAGGACAGUGACCGAUGUAAAGCUAGGGUAUUAUUCUUGAUCAGCAAAUCACAUCACACGUAAUGAUUCUAGGAACAAAUUUCCUCAGCAUGGAUGUAUCAGAUUGUGUUACAGAGAAUCCCUGGACAGAUUUGAUUUAUCGGAUAUCUUCAUGUUUGUGCCUAUCUGUUCGUCUUUGUAAAAUCGUUCUGCUUCAUCUUGUCCAUAUCCUGACCGCUUAUAGGUGCUAAUCUCGACAAACCCCGUCCGCCACAAGCAAAAACCGAAUCGAGUACAUUCCUUCGACUUUCAACGUACAGGAGAGCUGAAAACAAGUAAAUGUGAAAGUGUACCCCUUCCCCAUGUUGAUCAGUCAUGUGACUUUUCAACACUGUAAAUCAACAAGAUCCAUCAUUUCCUUUCACAUCAAGAAUGAAAAUAAUAUUAUGUAUGAUGUACUUCAAGUGCACAAGCAUCUUCUGACGGUUGGC
Molecule: messenger RNA, 2510 nt
Organism: Amoebophrya sp. A25
Lineage: Eukaryota; Dinophyceae; Syndiniales; Amoebophryaceae
Source: the annotation of a GenBank genome assembly